AUGGAGCUCCUCAUUGCCCUUCAAGGUGAGAGACACUUGUUUGCCGGAAAACGUUCAGCUUCGUGGGACCAGUACUACCGCAGCAUCUGCCACGCGAAAGGUUUGACAGCCGGAUUAUUUGCCAGAGAUCGGAGACCGCAAAUCCCAUUCUUUCAGCCAGCAUCGUUGAUGGGGCUUGCUCGGAGCCUGGAGAUGCGGCGCGCCUGUGAUGCGCCAAGACAUCGUGAUGGCGAGGAGCGGGCGAACAUGACUAUGCAGCCUCGGCAGGAUGUGGAGAGGAUCAUCAAAGAGGAUUAUCCGUCGGGAAUCAAGCACCAUGCUGAAGUUGGGGCGAAAUCGCGAGUCAAGAAGAAGCCGAAGCCCGUGCAACAGCAAAUCACCAUCCCAGAACUCCUUCGUACUCUCCGGCUAUCGUUGCAAAGCGAGAUCGUGGAAUUUUCAUUCGACUACCAUACCUUGAUACAACGCACGUCUGAGACCGCCCAGCAGCAAGAAUACGAAGAAUCUAUCAUUCGCAAGCACUACCCAGAAAGCCAGCGAAGUCAGGAGCGAAACCAUCUUGCUGACCAGCCAGAAAUGCCCGAGGAAAACGACGACCAAGAAGUGACCAUCGAGAAAGGUGGCCCUUCUUCGACCGGCCAGAGCUCGACAAGGGCACGUGCCAAGGUCAAGGGCAAACUCAAGUCGUUCUGGAACAAGACCGUCGUCCCAGCAUUUCCCGAAGCUGUGGCAGACAUCUCAAUCAUCAAAGCCGCGUUGAAGGUCGAAGCGACUAUUACCAAAGAAUUGAGGGACGCGACGAGGCAUCCCGAGAUCGCUCAAAAGGCCACGGUAAGGAGAGGUAUCGAGUUAGCUCCACAGGAAAUACAAUUUCGUGAGCGGAGAAAGGUCACUGUGCGCGAUGCCUUUUGUCGUUAUCUCGAUCUCGACCCGUCCGAGGUCCACAUUGAUGACGUGCCUAUCGUCGCAUUGGGCGGGUCAGGAGGGGGAUAUAGGGCCAUGAUCGGGCUUCUGGGAUAUUGCGAAGAGAUGAAGCGGACAGGGAUGUGGGAUCUGUUAACCUAUGUUGCUGGCGUGAGCGGCAGUUGCUGGGGUCUUGCCGCAUACUAUACUUGGGCCGGGGCGAGCAUGAAGGCCGUGAUUGACCAUUGCCAGAAGCGACUGCAUCCUCAUCACCCUUUGUCUCCCGAGGCUGUUCGGGAGGUGCUCAAUGCCCCUGGUGGCCCGGCAAAGACGCUUGGCCCCUUGGUCCAGAAGCACCGUUCAGGCCUUUCAACGGUGGCUAUGGAUUUGUAUUCUGUCUUCACCACUGGUCAUCUGUUUCUGAACCACGAUCCUGCAUUGGAGCCCCCCGGCCUCCGUGAGAGUUUUGGUGUCAAGAAGGAGGUGGCGGGGCUCCAUGAGAACUGGCUGAAGUGGUCAUCGGCCAAUGUCCAUCUGCUAGACGGCAGCGAACCGUUUCCCAUAUUGACCGCAAUCCGGCAUGAACGGCCUUGGAAGGACUGGGUGGACAAGGAACACCCCUUCAAGAAUCAAGAUCCAAAAACGAAGGAGCAUCAAGAGGCGCAGGACGCCUGGUUCAACUGGUUCGAAAUCUCACCGAUCGAGGUGGGAUGUGACGAGUUGGAAGGUUGGUGUCCAACAUGGGCAUUUGGCAGACCGUUCGAAAAGGGCCAAGAUACGAUGCAACUUCCCGAACAAUCUCUGGCAUUGUUGCUGGGCCUGUGCACCAGUGCGCCCGCAGGACCCUUGACCUCUUACCUAGCGACCAUCAAACGCAGCCUUCCAGCGGGAUUUAUUGGAAAUUCCAUCAAUGAUAUGGCCAAAGGAAUCGCACGCAUGUGGGGACCAAGGGGGAAGGAAGAAUUUCAAGCUCAUCAUCCUCUCCAUGCCGUCAAUGAGCACAAUUUCAUGUUCCACUUGUCCCGAGGUGAGAGCAAGGACAAGCCGUCACCACCGAUCGAGAACUCCCCACGGAUUCACCUGAUUGAUUCGGGGAUGGACAACAACUGCCCGACAUAUGUCAUGUUGCACCCUCACCGGCGAGUAGAUGUGAUCCUGAACAUGGACGCUUCGAGCGACGUGUUGAAAGGCAGUUUCCAGGAGCGGGUGGACCAGAUUGCGAGCCGACGGUGUCUGAAAUAUACGAAACGCCACCCUGAAGUGGAAGCUGGCACUGACCCCAAGGACCCGGACCGCUUCCAGGGCUUAUAUGCCCAGAUAUACGACGGCAGUAUCCUCGAAGAGAGGCCCGAGGAAGUGAUUGACUCUUACGGACACAAAGUGACCAAUCCCCCGGCACCUCCAUGCCUCCACGAGUCGACCAUGAUAUAUCUCCCACUGCUGCCGAACCAGGGCGCGGUGGCCGACUUUGAUCCGUCGACCGCCAAGUUCUCCGGCUCGUACAACUUGGUGUGGACGGGUGAGCAAGUGGAAAUGCUGGUCAAGGUGUGUUGUGCCAACUACAAAGCCGGCGAACAUGCAAUCAAGACUGUGUUGAGGGAGCAGUGGCAAAAGAAGAAAGCGGCGAGAGAAGCAGCCAUUGGACCUGCUGGUGCUGCUGGUGCUGCUGAAGUGCCUGCCCAGUGCGCGUCCGGGGCAUUUGUGCAUCCUAUCAGGUAG
Messenger RNA from Fonsecaea erecta, 2622 nucleotides. RefSeq lists its product as hypothetical. NCBI's taxonomy places the organism in Eukaryota, Fungi, Ascomycota, Eurotiomycetes, Chaetothyriales, Herpotrichiellaceae. Gene Ontology annotation, cellular component: cytosol. The coding region runs from base 1 to 2622 and encodes 873 amino acids. Gene Ontology annotation, biological process: glycerophospholipid catabolic process. The transcript is spliced from 3 exons. The record is from RefSeq and is a predicted model, not a curated record. Gene Ontology annotation, molecular function: A2-type glycerophospholipase activity.